Selaginella moellendorffii is the source of this 2155-nucleotide messenger RNA. RefSeq lists its product as uncharacterized. Lineage: Eukaryota; Viridiplantae; Streptophyta; Lycopodiopsida; Selaginellales; Selaginellaceae. The transcript is spliced from 13 exons. The record is from RefSeq and is a predicted model, not a curated record. Bases 266 to 2134 code for a protein of 622 amino acids.
UGCGCUCAAGCUUGCGGCUAUGGCGGAGGAGGAGCGCCCCUCGAGAAGCUCCUCGUCGCUCCAUCGCCACGAUUCUGCGAGUCGAAUGAGAUUUUGAUCGCGUCUAUCGCCUUCUUGGAUGGGUGUCUUUGGUAAGGGUUGCUGAUCGCCUCCGCUUGCGUUUUCUAGGGCUCUGCGCGUCGAUCGCGGUGACCUAGCGAAGAAUGCAGCUCUGGAGCGCUCGAAAUAUUGCUGGACGGUAGUUUUUCUUGACGAUCCAGCGAGCAUGGGAAGCUCUGGAAGCGCUGGCGACGAUGGGAAUAUGGCUGGGGUCCGGAAUGGAGAGAACUCGAUUGGUGGAUCGGGAAAUGGUUUCGUGUACUCCAGGCGAAAUGGGAGCUCUCGCGAUCGUCCACGAUCACAAGGGAUUGUGAAUACCAUUGAGAUUGAGAAUGUGAAGCAGCUCUCUCUACCGGACGUUCUUUGCGAUCCUUUCUCAGGAGCGUUCUUAGAGGAUGCCAUGGUUGCUAAAUGUGGUCAUUCUUUCGGGAGUGAUGGAUUGAAACGCGUCGUCCAGACGGGUGUGUGCUUCAUUUGUGCGGCAUCGAUCACUUCAACAGGAUAUUUAACUCCGAAUUUUGCGCUACGUGCAGCUGCAAAAGCAUACUUGCGGGAGCAGAAAGCAAGUCCUGGAUGCGCUAAACGGAAAAGGGAAGAUAAUGGCGAGCAGAGAACUUCUGACUGCAAGAAGCUGAACUCGUCACCGAAGCCCAAAGGUGUCCAAUUCCCAUUUUCGGUGAAUGAUCGCGUGUUCAUUCAGGGCAACAAGCGAACUCCAGAGCGCUUUUGUGGACAAGCCGCCAUAAUCAAGUCCCAAUGCCUGAAUGGAUGGUACCUCGUGAGGACUGUUGAUAGCGGCGAAAGCAUUCGUUUGCAGUACCGUUCACUUCGAAAAAUAGAAGGUCGGCAGCAGCAAAAAGAGCUUGAAGCAAGAGUAUCCAUUCAAUCAAGUGAAGCCAAGAGUGAACAGCAAUGUAAUUAUGUAGCAGAUCGCCAAGAUGAUCACGCACACAAUAAAUCCAUUUGUUCGAGUGUAUCUAUGGUCGUAAAACUGGAAUCUGACCCAGCGGAGAAACCAGAUUUGCAUCCUGAGAUUGACGGAGACAUUCACGGGAAAAUCGAGCCCAGUCCAUGUGUAAAUGACACUAACUUCGCUGUUCCAGGAAUGGAUUGUCUGUCCGACGCAAAUGCAGACAAAGACGCACGGACAACCGAAGGAACAUCUAAACAUAGUUUGCUAGAUGAGUCUGACGAUCGCUAUGCUAAGCUCGAGCCUUCGCCUAGACAGCUGCAGCUUUCGGGAGAGCAGCCAACGUCACCCCACACUUUUGACCGUUCUAGAGCGAGAGGAGACGUCCUUAUGCGUGUGGCGAGAAGAGAGAUGCUCCAGUUUGAAAAGCUGGUCCCGACGAGUCUAUUGAGCUCGUCCUGGAUGGAGCACAGACUUCCAUGGCGAUAUAAAGUCAGGCAGAGCUUUGAGACCAAGGACCUUGGAGUACUGUUACAUGACUUUCGUCAGAACUUGCUGCUAAAUUCAGCCGGUGGAAUGUCCGACGUUGAAUGGGAGAGCGAGUUGGCAGCGGCCACCACCACGGACGACGCUUGGUCGCUGGUGGAUUUAUGGAGGAAGCUAAGAAUGGACGUGUGCGAGCUGCUAGACACAAAGUUGGUGCUCCACAGGUUUGAAACGGAACAAACACCGCGGCUUGACUUUGAAGAGGUGGAGUCGGCAUUCCCCGAGCUGCAAGUUAAAGGAAUCUCGCCCGUCACUGUCAUCGCAGCGAUUAUCCUUGCCAGUGCGAAUGCGAUUGCACGGGGCCAGGAAGACGAGGAAAUUCUAGAGCUUCCUCUGAGGCUUAUCCAGCAGCACGGCCUCAAGCAGCUUUCGUCCAUUAGAGAGGCACUGGAGCGCGAGAAGCGGCACUUGACUGCUCAGCUGACACAUCUAGAAAGCGGCUUCUUAGAGGAGCUUUCGUCAAAGGUCCGUGCAAAGCUACAAACACUUUCGGAUUCUCACGCUACAAAACCAUUGUUUGUAGAGACAAACGAACAGGAACAAAACAAAAGCGGAAGCCUAGCGGAAGCCUACCAGUGAUUUCGAGUGUACAAAAAGAAU